GUAUGUAGUGCACUCGUGUAGGGAGUAGGGUACAGUUUGGUUAUGCAGCAGUCGUCGCCAUCGCGCAACGUUACAGGUGUAUAAACGUCAGGAAAAAAAAAUAACACGGAAGUGACGUGGACGCUCACGCGACUUCGAAUCAGAUUAAACCAUCGUAUUCACGUAAAAAAACAUCACCACCUAAGCAGGAGGCGAGCUGCUUCCAGACGACGGGAGAGGAGCAGGAUUUAAUCGGUGAAGUGGAAAGUGCAGAGAGCUAAGAAGAAGAGCUUUGAAUCUGAGCUUUCUUCAGAUGUAGCUGUAAGACAUGCUGACCAGCCUCACCACAGUGUUCGAGGCUGAAGCAUGCUGCGCAGUCAGUUAUAAAUAGCUGCAGAGAGAAAAUCUUGAAGGAUUCAGGCACUUGUGUACACUUGUGCAAAUUGGAAGCAAGACACAUAUGCAAGAUGCAAAUGCAUACUGCUGGAGUCUGAUCCUGAUUGAAGCGUACACACACACACACACCACACACUGCACACACAAUCAGCUUGAUAUAAAAGCACUCUUGUUCCCCAAAUUUUUCCUCUCCUGUUCUCCUCUGGUCCUCUCCCCUUCCCUCGUGUGUGUGUGUGUGUGUGUGUGUGUGUGUGUGUGUGUGUGUGUGUGUGUGUGUGUGUGUGUGGUGCUGCGUCAUGCCUGCGUCACCAGGCCCCCUUCAUUCAUGAAAUGUGACGCAAGCAGCACCAGCUCUGCUACCACCCACUCUUUCACGCCGACACUGCAGGCUCUCUCUUCAUCCAUGCCUCUCUCUCUUUCUUUCUUUCUCUCUCUCUCUCUUUCUCUCUCUCUCUCUCUCUCUCACUCUGGGCUAUUUUCUCCUUUGCUCAGUCUCUCCUUGAAAACCGACCAUGCAUCGCAGCGCUUUUAUCUGUCUCCUGAUCUCAAGCCAGAGUUUCCAUUAUUAAAGCCUCUUAGCCUACCCUCUCUGUUAUCGGGCAGCUGCCCAUGCACAUGCACGGCACCAUGGGUAGCUCCCCAGAGGUGCUGUCCUGGACCUCUUGCCCCAGCCUGCUGGUGGGAAAGCUCAAAGAAGAGCUCAAGCUCACUGUGGUGGGAGACGCGCUGAAGAAAGCCAAUACCAACAGUUCCCCUUCUCCCCAAGCCCCACCACCUGCCCCUCCUCCACAGAUCAUCACAGACCUGGCUCCGCCUACCAGCCUCCCCGUGCCCCUGCAGCCAGGCCGAGAUGACGACCUGGGCGUGAGCGGCAGCAGUCCGCCCUGCACGGCGCUCAGCGAGGACUCGAGCCGAGAGCAAGGCCACUUUGAGAACAGCGUGCUGCAGCUGCAGGAGCAUGAAGAGGAACACAACGCUGAGCAUGACGAGCACGGUUCCUGCGGGGAAGAAGGCAACGAGGACGGAGGCUGUAACAUGGAGCACGCUGACCAGCAUCAUCAUGAUGACAUCAAACUUCAGUUUCACCGAGCUAACACGGGCGGAGGCGGCUUCCUGGAAGGCUUGUUCGGCUGCUUAAAGCCUGUGUGGAAUAUCAUAGGGAAGACAUACUCGACAGAUUACAAGCUUCAGCAGCAAGAUGUAUGGGAGGUUCCAUUCGAGGAGAUUGCCGAGCUGCAGUGGUUGGGAAGUGGAGCUCAGGGCGCCGUCUUCCUGGGAAAAUUCCACUCGGAAGAAGUGGCCAUCAAGAAGGUCCGAGAGCAGAAAGAGACCGACAUCAAACACCUCCGCAAACUGAAGCACCCAAACAUCAUCGGUUUCAAGGGCGUGUGCACACAGGCUCCAUGUUACUGCAUUAUCAUGGAGUACUGUGCUCAGGGGCAGCUGUAUGAGGUACUCAGGGCUGGGAGGAAGAUAACUCCCCGUCUCCUGGUGGACUGGGCAUCGGGCAUUGCUAGCGGCAUGAACUACCUACACCUCCAUAAGAUCAUCCACAGAGACCUCAAAUCACCAAACGUGUUAGUCACUCAUAACGAUGCUGUGAAGAUUUCCGACUUUGGGACAUCCAAAGAGCUGAGUGAUAAGAGCACUAAGAUGUCAUUUGCUGGUACGGUGGCCUGGAUGGCUCCCGAGGUGAUCCGCAACGAGCCUGUAUCUGAGAAGGUAGACAUCUGGUCAUUUGGUGUGGUGUUAUGGGAGCUCCUGACCGGAGAGGUUCCCUAUAAAGAUGUGGACUCCUCUGCUAUUAUCUGGGGCGUAGGGAGUAACAGUCUGCACCUUCCUGUGCCCUCGACCUGCCCCGACGGCUUCAAAAUCCUCAUGAGGCAGACAUGGCAGGGUAAGCCCAGAAACAGGCCAUCAUUCAGACAGAUCCUGCUGCACCUGGACAUCGCCUCUGCAGAUGUGCUGGGAGCCCCCCAGGAGACGUAUUUUAAAUCUCAGGCGGAGUGGAGAGAGGAAGUGAAGAAGCACUUCGAGAAGAUUAAAAGUGAAGGAACGUGCAUCCACCGCUUGGACGAGGAACUUAUACGGCGCCGAAGAGAUGAACUCAGGCAUGCACUGGACAUUCGAGAGCAUUAUGAGAGGAAGCUAGAGAGGGCUAACAACCUGUACAUGGAGCUGAGUGCAAUCAUGCUGCAGCUAGAAGUGCGAGAGAAAGAGCUCAUGAAAAGGGAGCAAGCCGUGGAGAAAAAAUACCCCGGCACGUACAAACGCCACGUGGUGCGACCCAUCGUCCGACCCAACGCCGUCGAGAAGCUCAUCAGGAAGAAGGGCAGCAUGAACCACAAACCUGGCACUCAGACUCCCAAGAGGCCUGAUCUGCUGCGCUCUGAUGGAAUCUCCAGUGUGGAGUCUUUCCCAGUGUCCUCUCCUCUCUCAGGCAGCCCAAGGGUUUCCACUCCUCCCGGGAAAGCACGCUACCGCAGCAAACAACGCCACCGCCGCACCAACAGCAAGGGCAGCCACAACGAGUUUCCUGGGGUCUUGAAGCCCAUCGUCAACAUGGAUGAGGAACAGCAACCACUGCAGCCUCAGCAAUACCAUUAUAACCAUCAUCACCACCCUCAUCAGCUACCACCUGAGAGUCCUCUGCUCCCUUUGCAGAGGCGAGACAACGCAGCAGCCACAUGCGCCAACGAGCUGCGCUACUUCGGGCCUGCCGCGGCAUUACGCAGCCCUCACUCUGAGCACCUUCAGCGCUCCAGCCCUGACCUCAUCAACACUACUCUGGAGGCCGACGCACGGAAGCACGCGGCUACAGGGCCGGCUGCGCUCUGCCCCUGCUGCCAGGGUCAUCCACUGCCUGGGUGCUUGCGGUGCCAGGACAUGUUGCCUGACUGCUCUCUGGUCAGUACACGUGAGGGUCUAGGCAGAGAGGGUAUGGAGGGACAGCAACAGCCAGAGCAAGAUGGUUCUCCACAGAACGGCCUCUCGCGCACCCUCAGAACCCUCAGCAAGGCUGGGGAUGACUCAUCUGAGGAAGAGGAGGGAGAGGUUGACAGUGAAGUGGAGUUUCCACGGAGACAGAGGCCUCACCGCUGCAUGAGCAGCUUUCAGUCGUACUCGACGUUCAGCUCGGAGAAUCUGUCUGUGUCGGAUGGGGAGGAGGGAAACACGAGCGAGCACUCGCACAGCGGACCUCUAGAGGCACUGAGCGCCAGUCAGGAGGAGCAUCUGGACGAGCUGCUUUCACACACACCAGAGAUCCCCAUCGACAUCUCCAUGCAGUCUGACGGCCUCUCUGAUAAAGAGUGCGCUGUGCGCCGGGUCAAGACUCAGAUAUCCCUGGGCAAGCUGUGUGCCGACGAACAUAGUUAUGAGAAUCCGCUGCACUUUUCGGACUGCGACUCCUCAGAAGCCGAGUGCUCCGACACCACCAUCAGGAACAAGCAGCCGUGUGCUCCCUCUUCCUGGUGAGCUCCUCCCAUGGUCCCACCUUCUGGGAGGAGAACCACCGCAAUAACUGGGGCCUGCUGUAAAAGACCAUGCCCCUUUGCUCAUUCUGUCCCCGCCCUCAAUCUCAAGCCCCACCCAUCCGAGUAAGCUCAGGCAACUCUGGACUGACAAUGUAGCUAGUGUAACAUUCAUAAUUUAUUUUUCUGCAUUUGAAGCGAAGAAAACAAAACAAAAAUCAGGAAGUCUUUUCAAUUCUAGCCUAGAACAAAAGGAUUAAAAUGAGCGAGUGUGUUGGGUUGGAAUAGAACAAAAAUAGAACAAACUCUCAACCAGAAACUUGGUGAUCAAGGUCUGUGUGUGUGUGUGUGUGUGUGUGUGUGUGUGGGUGAGAGAGAGAGAGUUGUUGUUGGUGGUGGAGAGUAUAGUAAAGAUGACUCUGAUUAAACAUGGGGCCCUUUAACAGAAACGCAAGCAUCCACAUCUGACCUUUUUUGGCCAAGAAGUAAAGACUCGCUAGCUACCUGGUAAAGCUUGAGUUUAUAAUAAAUGAGACCCUGGGAUUUCAGGGUCACUUCGGUUUGAGCACCAGCAUGAACAGAACCUGUCUGUCCUCUCACUUUUAUCAUCUCUCCAUUUCUUAUUUCUAACGACACGAACCCAUCCAUGUGGAGUCUCAGCAUGCCCGUUGGAGAACCAAUCAGACUUUGCUGCCGAGUUUCUCAGACACACAGUGGAACAUCAAAAGGACGCGUAACAGAAUUUGUGUGAGAAAUCCCUGAAAUCAGUGUUGAAACUGGAGAAAACCAGUCCGUCCAGCUUUCCUCUCACCUCAGGCCUGACCUUGGAUGGAUUACGAGACCGGAAGACGACGACAACACGUUCCUUUUCACGUGCGGAUCCGUGUCUAGACCCGGGUUUCUCAGAGAGCCUUGUACUCCUCUUCUUUAAUCUCAUCUCAGUUUUUUCCUUUAUAAUAUUUAACGAUUUGGUUGACGUGAAGAUGCAGCAGCCCGUGAAAUCCCUCAGGACUUGGCGUAAUUUUGUUCCGUUUUUCUUCAUGUAUCUAGUGAGACUGAAUGUCUAGUGCGAGGCACUUCGGAGCCACUCUAAAGGUUCAGCAAUAAUGCAGGUUCUGCUCAGGCUCAAGAGAAUCUCGCUCAGGAGGACUGUCUAGCUGGCUGGACAGAUGCACCGGCAAGAUGUAGUGACGCAAGUUAGUUCUAGGAAAAGCCGCAUUUUAAAAGGUGUCUAAUUAUUUUAUUUUUUUUUGAGAGAGAGAGUUUUGUGUUGCUCCUAAAUCACGUCCUGCAUUCUGAUGAUUUCAUGCUCAGGUUAAGUUGAAUGCACAGUGCAGCUCUUUUCUUCAGCGUACUAGCCGUGGCACUCCACUAGGGGGAGACAGAUCUGUGCGCUGUGUUUCUGUGACAGAAAAUCAAGCAACAUUGCUUUUAAAUUCACGUAUGUUUUAUUAGGAUUAGAACUAGUCGUUUAGAUGCCCUACUAAUAACCAGUUUUUACGUUCACAAAAUGAGGGAUGCUGCAUCUUUUAUCAUUGAUAGUAUACUGCAUUCAUUACCCCUGUGUGUUUUUGAUGUGUGUGUGUGUGUACGUGUGUAUGGUUGUGUAAGUAGAGUUUAGACAGGAUGGCCAGUUGAACUUUAAAUGGAUUAAGUCAGGUUAGACAGAUAGCUGAGAGAGAGAGAGAGUGAGGGUUUCUAUUUUAUUUUCCUCAUUUGACAGGGUUUGUUUGUAUGUUAAAGUCUUACACGCAAAUGCAUUUGCAGUAAAUGAACAAAACAAGACGUUCAACCCUGUUUACUUAAUCCCGUUUGAGACAAAUCUUAUUUCCAGUUUGUGUUCUUCCGACCAGCACGAUUCAGACCGGAUGGAGAAAAAAAACCGAUUCGAGUCUGAAUGAGAAGGACUUGUGAAGCGUUGUCUUGUACUCAGUGAGCCAGGACUUACUUAUGGACUUACUUAUGGACACACACCAACCUCAUUUCUCUUGUUUACGUGUUUCAAAAGCUUCUGUGAUUUUUAUUCCACAGAAAUCAGACAGGUAUUGAGAGUAAAGUACAAUAAUGUCUUUCCAUCCUCAGCACUAUAAUGUUUUCUGUAUAGUUAUGAUUAUUUGUUGUGUUAAUUUAAUUUAAUUUAAUUCUCCUUCCUUUUCUUUUUGUAGCUGGCCUACACGGUCUUUGGAUUAGUUUAUUCUGGACUACUAGCAAGUUUAGAAUCAUGUUGGUUUUCCUAAUCAUAUAGAGGAUACCCCCAAUUAUUAAUUUGUGAUGUAUUUCUGGAACGAGAGUGUUCAGCCUUUUUCUGAGUGAACAACUUUGUUCAAACUAGAGCUGGAAAGAGUUGAGACCCUGAAAUCCUGUUUCACUCUGCUUCAGUAUUUUGGAUGUGGCUAUCGUUGCUUUUAAGAGCGCCUGAGGAAUAAAAUCCUCCUCAGGGUUUGUUCCCAGAGAGAUAAUGAAAUCAUGAGCACCCGAUUUCGACUGUACGUUUAACACCUUAGACGAGGACCUGCUUAAGACAUUCAGUCUUUAUUAUCCAGUGCUAUUUGAUGGCUUAAAUACUGACGUCCAGACAGAGGUGCGAACAGAGUCCCAGCAUCAGUCCUGUUUAAUUAGCACUUGUAAUUCUAGUAACAUGAUCAACUACUGAGUGACAGUUUCUUCUCAGUGCUCAGUGCACAAGUCUGGGUAUUUUGCUCAGUGCUUUUGGUUUAGUAAAUUAGCUCAGUAUUGUACUAACGAUAUAACUAAUGACACAAGGGGUCUCUUAUUACACCUGUAAGUAAAGGUUGGAUAAAAAUAGACUGAGUUCUCUUUAGUGUGUUAUUUGCCAUACUGUCUGUAUUUUACAAUCUGACAGAUCAAGUCUGAAUGCUCUCAGUAUUUAAAUCGGAACGAAACCGUACUAUUAAUGCAGAUUUGUUCCAACUUGACAAACCUCUCGCUGUAUCACAUUUCUGUGUUUCCCUCCGUUUCUGCCUUCAUCUUAUUCGUUCCCACCGUUUUCUCAUUCCGUUUUCAGCUAACGCGUAAACAGGUAUUUUGUUAUAAACUAUUUUUGUGCAGGACUUGUUCAACUCUGAGCUAUUUUUCUUCCACUCCAGUAUGUUUCUUACUCAUGUCCUGCCUCCCCUUUCCCUAUCUUGAAUGGCGUUCUGAUCAACCAACCCUGACGGUUUCCUGUAUUAGCCUGUGUACAGUGCAGUGGGAGCAGGAAGGAAUAAAAUCAAAGCAACCAACUGCAUGGAAUAAAACACUGAUGUACUGUAUCAAACUCUGUUGCGUUUUUCUUUUAACGCAGCUUCUGUAGAGGUGAUCUUCAAUCAUCUAGUGUUUGCAGUAAGACAUUGAAAGACCUUUUAGAUAAUACUGAUAUGGCGUUUACUGUAAUGUCUCCUGAGCAAAGUGUACAGGCUUUAUUGCUCUGCUGAUAAAAUAUAGACUACAGUGUGUUCUUUGUGGACAGGAUCGUCUUCUGCAGCAUGAUCGUGGGUGUUUUUAACCCCUUGAACUCACAGGAUGUGUCGGCAGGUCCAGUUUUACUCUCCUUGCUAUUGUAACUACAGACCGUUCCUAUUAGUCUCAUUGUAAUUACUGAAUAAUAAGCUUUAACCCUUUUCCUUUAAUGAUGGUGUGAACUCGAGCUGGCAAGUAAAAAUCAAGUUUGUGGACAACCUUGCAAUCCAUUUUAGAUCAAAUCCAUCCGAGUGUUGUUUAAACAUGCGCUUAAAUAGAAGAGAUGAGGGAAAAUCUGAACCUGCGUGAGGUUAGCCCCCCACCCCACGCAAAACAUCGGCAAAAUAGUCUCAAUCGUUUGUGCUGGUUUGUGCCGUAAAAAAAAUUUUUCAUAAGAAUAAGAUAUAUUAUCCAUAUAUCUUAUUACUAUAUUAUAUUUUCCUUGUGUACGGGCAAAUACAGUAAUACAUGAAAACAAGUUUAUACUGUACCUGAAAUUUUUUGCGUCAGGAUUAUUUCAGUGGGUAAUUGUUUUGUUUAUGUCAGAUGCCCAAGAAACCAGCAAUCAACAGGGACUCCAUUUUCACAGUCCUCUGUUCAUCAAAAGAGGCCAUAGUCCAAAAUGGCAACAUAGCUACGACUAAUCAGAGCAUGUGGCAGGAGGUCUCCAUAUGUCUGGGAGAUGUAGAAGUGGAGUGACGAGUGUCAGAAAAAAACAAAAUAUGCCCACAUGCUGUGUUCUACACAAAAGAGUGAUUGCAUUUGUUUAAAUUUAAUUUCACAAGUUCAAGUAUGUUUGUUGUAGGCCACACACCCUUGUUUUCCUACUCCUGCUUGGAGAAGUCGUCUCCGCUUGAUGGUGUUUGCACUCAAGUCUUGGUUUGAAGACAGUGGUUUGUCAGUAGUAAGUGUUUUGAAGUUUAAGUUUUAAAGGUCCAUUAUUUGUGUUAAUGGAUGUUUGAUAGUACACAGUAAUUCAAUUUCACAAGUAAAAACAUU
Ictalurus furcatus (blue catfish) is the source of this 8306-nucleotide messenger RNA. RefSeq names its product mitogen-activated protein kinase kinase kinase 13 (gene map3k13). Bases 985 to 3852 code for a protein of 955 amino acids. NCBI's taxonomy places the organism in Eukaryota, Metazoa, Chordata, Actinopteri, Siluriformes, Ictaluridae. Gene Ontology annotation, biological process: JNK cascade; protein autophosphorylation. Gene Ontology annotation, molecular function: ATP binding; JUN kinase kinase kinase activity. The transcript is spliced from 16 exons. The record is from RefSeq and is a predicted model, not a curated record.